UGAAUGCAAAUGUAGUUAUGAGGCAGGCAUUUAUCCUGACGUCAGAUGUCAGACAAGAUCUUGGUAAACCAUUACCACUAGCACCUGAUGAAAACAGUUGGUGAUAAUACAGGAUGAGGUAGAAGAUUCUAAGUAGAGUGUCAUUUAUUAAGAUCAGGAAUAGAUUUUUUUCUUUUAAAAAGAGUGAAAGAAAACACUGAUGAACAGGAUGUCUUAAAAAGGUAUUUUCACCAGUUUCAAACAUCAUGUAUGUCAGUUAUCUGUUGGAUAAAGAAACCAGCAUGUAUCCAGGAUCCGUAAGGUGCAGCAACAAUCUAUCAAUGCAAAACUUUGUCUCCACUCCAUCCUAUUCAGAUUACAUGGGAUAUCAUCAUGUGCCAAGCAUGGACAACCAAGGACAGUCUUCAGGAGCUUGGGAAACUCACUACAGCACGCAAAGGGAGGAUUGGAAUACUUAUGGCCCGGGACCCUCCAGCACAGUUACUGCUGCACAAAUCAAUAGCUCAUCUCCUGGGCAAGUUUCCUACAGCUCUACUGAUUACAACUCCCUUCAUCCUGCUGGAUCUGCAGUUUUACCUUCUGUAGGUACAAUUAAUGCAGAGCAAAUCUCUCCCACCAUUCAAAGGCACAACUCUUAUGAAUGGAUGAGAAAAACACAAUCUACUACUGCAGGUAAAACAAGAACAAAAGAAAAGUACCGAGUUGUUUACACGGAUCACCAAAGACUAGAGUUAGAAAAGGAGUUUCACUGCAACAGAUACAUUACAAUAAGGAGGAAGUCUGAACUUGCAGCCAACCUGGGACUGUCUGAAAGACAGUCGCAACAAAAUGGUGACCCAGAAGAGAUCUACAGCAUCACGCUCAGUUCAGCUAUCAGCAGACAGAAUGAAAAUGGAGAAUGCAAAUAGCAAUAAAACAUAAAUAUAUAUAUAUAAUUAAUAUUAUGAUCAUUAUAUUAAUAAUUAUUAAUAUUGUCAUUGCUAUUAAUAUUGUUAUUAAUAUUAUUUUCUGUGGUCCAUAUCUGCCUUUGAUCAAUAUGAGUUCAGUGCCAAGAUUAAGGGUUUUACAUAGCCCUGGAUAGUUAGCAGUUUUUUCACUACUGCUCAACACUCCCGAGGUAGCACGCAGGUUACUGUAAACCAGAAGUUUUAGGGCCAAAUUCUUAUUCUUAAGUACAGCUGAGGGCCCCGAUUCAGGAAAGCACUCAAGCACAUGUUUAAAUUAAUCUCUAACGUUAAGCAUAUGAUUAAAUGCUAUUCUGAAUAGGGAUGUUUUCCUGAAAUGGGGUCAAGGUACAUAGGCACUGUUCAGGAGAAAUCUAUAGGGACUCCAGAAAUCACUAGACUGGUAACAGAACCUGUGGAGCACAGCUCUGUGGUGUGUGUGGGCAUGGGCCAUCAAUAAUGCAGGCAAGAGAAGGCACAGCCUUCCCAAAACUGCCUACAUGACCAUCCACUUAACACUGGGGCUGUGACACUGCAGCCUGGAUUCCCCCAACUGUCGGGGAAGGCAGGGGCUGCAGCACAGCGGGUCAGCUUCCUCUAGCCGCCAGGGCAGCCUGGCUCCCCCCGGCCACUGGGGAGGGAUGAGGCUGGGGCUGCAGCACAGCAGCCUCGGUUCUCUAUUUGGCCAGGAAGUAUCGGAGUGGGGGUGAGUAGGGCUUGGCUCCAGGGGUGGAGCCUUGGGCAGAAGAGGCGGAGCUGGAGCUUGACUUCCCCAGUUGGGCUUUUACCUGCCGCCCAUUUGUGUGGGACAUAAACUAGUGCAUUGCAUCUCAGAAUCCCACCCCUCGCACAACACAACUUUACCAGUUCUGUUAAAGUCUGUAAAAGGAAACAGGAUUUGGUAUAUAGAAAACAAAAAACUAUCACCUCUCUAAUACUUUAGUGACCAAAGUGCCUUUUCCCUGCAUGGGCAGAUCUAACCAAGACAGUGUUUCUUAAAGGGUGUGCCAUGGCACACCAGUGUGCUGCAAGGCAGUCAGAGGUGUGCCGCAGAGAUAUGGUGACUAUACGUGCCUUUUUUUCCGGGACAGUCCCAGAUUUAAAGACUUCCAGUGCUAGCAUGGCACAGCAGCAACUCCCUGCCUCCACCCAGCACAUAAGCGGCUCCCUUGGUGCUUUGCACGGGCAGCCAGGGCCACUGCCAGUGGCGCACAGUGUCCAGAGCUCCGAGCUCCCAUGCAGCACGUGCUGCCGUCCGACAACCCCCACACCCCGCAUGGCUCUUCCUUCCCGCUGCGGGACUGCCUCCACUGUGCACCACCAGCCCAGCUUCCUCCAUCCACAGGAGGCCGCCACUGCUGCCGGAGAAGGAGGGGCACUGGUCAGAGCUGGUGAGCUGCCCCUGGGAGCUGCCAGAGACCGCGCAGAGCUCGGCUGGAGCACUGCAGAGCGGGCUAUGUUCAGGCUCUGCUGGUGCGCUCUGUACACGGCCCUUUCUCCCCCCGCCUCUUCCCACUCCGCUGGGGGAGUGGCAGUGCAUAGACCUGCUCCACAAGCCAGAUCUGGGAGGGUGGGGACUUUCUCCACCUCCCCUCCACGCUCCCCCUAAUGGGAGCCAAAGCUAGUGUGGGGACUGGAAUGUGGCACUAACAUUAGCACUAUGGGUGGCCCAGCUUCAGGCCCGGCAAGCGGUCCUGCCUUGGAAGCAGCUGGGGCCAGCGCUGCGGGAACUUCUGGGGCCCAACCACAGACUCCAGCCCCUCAAACUGGAAGGAAGAAGGUGGGGAAGGGGUU
This is a messenger RNA of Pelodiscus sinensis (Chinese soft-shelled turtle), 2738 nucleotides long. The record is from RefSeq and is a predicted model, not a curated record. NCBI's taxonomy places the organism in Eukaryota, Metazoa, Chordata, Testudines, Trionychidae.